This is a messenger RNA of Drosophila suzukii, 450 nucleotides long. It is a transcript of the gene Sfp35C, whose product is annotated as Seminal fluid protein 35C. NCBI's taxonomy places the organism in Eukaryota, Metazoa, Arthropoda, Insecta, Diptera, Drosophilidae. The record is from RefSeq and is a predicted model, not a curated record.
AUGCAUAGGGCCCUAACAAAUUUCGUCUUCAAAAAUGUUAAAAAGAAAUCAGUUCCAAGUACCUGCUUCGGAAAUGAGGUUAUUAAUUAUUUCCUUACUGGAUCAGCUUUUAUGUUAGUCGGUUUUGGAUGGGGUAAGAAUUGCAAAAAGACUUGCGGACCUUGCAUCUUGCCCACCUGCAACUUUGAUGGAAAGUGCUACUUCGAGGGAUCCAGCGCUUGUGUCCUGGAAAACGAAAAGUGCCGACGAAAGAUGAAAAAACUUCCACAAUUUAUAAAAACAGAAUCGGGAUUCUGCGAGGAAGGUGUUAAGAAGUGCAAAUAUUAAAACGAAAUGAUUUACAUUUUUAUGAUAUCCUAAUUUACCCGUGAAUUAAAAUGCUACCAAAAAUACGCAGCAAACUAUUAUAUUUUCAAAAGAAAAUACUCAAGGCUAUUGAAAAUAAAAAUU